This is a messenger RNA of Anopheles bellator, 1590 nucleotides long. RefSeq names its product adenosine deaminase AGSA-like. The coding region runs from base 33 to 1508 and encodes 491 amino acids. NCBI's taxonomy places the organism in Eukaryota, Metazoa, Arthropoda, Insecta, Diptera, Culicidae. Gene Ontology annotation, molecular function: adenosine deaminase activity. Gene Ontology annotation, biological process: inosine biosynthetic process; adenosine catabolic process. The transcript has 3 exons. The record is from RefSeq and is a predicted model, not a curated record.
CUAGAGCGUUCCUUGGCAGCUACUUCGAAUCGAUGGAACGUACGGCGUACGAAGAGUUCACGCGCCAGCGCCGGGAAUUCCUGUCGCGUGAGCAAGGUCGUGGCCUUGGCGCAGAUCUCGUGCUCAGUGCGGACGAGCAAACGCUGAACCGGUACGUGAUGCACCUGAAGCGUGAGGAGCUCGCGAAGGGUGUGGACAACCCGUACGAGCUGGUGUCCGGGCGGCACUUCUUCGAGAUGCUGGACCGGAUCACGGCAUCGGACCUGUUCAAGUUGAUUCGGAAGCUUCCGAAGGGUGGUAUCCUGCACGCACAUGACACGGCCAUCGGCAGUACGGAGCUGAUCGUGCGGGCCACCUACCGGGAGCACCUCUGGCAGUGUGGCAACGUCGUGGAUCGCACCGACAGCGAUCCGUUGCCAUCGUUCAAGUUCGCCAGUACCAAGCCGACGGGUGAGUGGCAUUCGGUGGCGGACGUGCGAAAGCAACGAGGUGACGUGGCGUACGAUCAAGCAAUUCGCAAGAUGUUUACGCUGUUCACCACUGAUCCGCUGAACGCGUAUCGCGACAUUAACGACGUCUGGCGCAAGUUUAUGGCACUGUUCAUCGCCUUCGAACCGAUGGUGACGUACCGGCCCGUCUGGGAGGAGUACUUCUAUGGGUCGCUCGAGGAGCUGCUGGCCGACAAUGUGACCUAUCUGGAGUUCCGCGGGCUGCUACCACCGGUUUACGAUCUCGACGGACGUCGGUACACCCCGGAAGAGAUCGUGCAGAUCUACGUCGAUCUGUCGGAGAAGUUCCUGCGGGCUCACCCGCAGUUCCUGGGCGUCAAGUUCAUCUACGCGCCGCUACGGUUCUGUGACGACCGGACCUUCGACGGGUACCUGGAGCUGGUACAACGGCUGAAGGCUCGCUUUCCCGAUUUCAUCGCCGGGUUCGAUCUCGUCGGCCAGGAGGACCUCGGCCGACCGCAAACCGACUUCAACGAGCGCCUGUUGCGGCUGCCACCGGAAAUAAAUUUCUUCUUCCACGCGGGCGAAACCAACUGGACCGGCCGGGCGGACGAGAACUUGGUCGACGCUAUCCUGCUCGGGACGAAGCGCAUCGGGCACGGUUUCGCGGCCCUCAAGCACCCGUGCGUGCUGGAGGAGAUCAAGAAGCGUGGCAUCUGCCUCGAGGUGAACCCAAUCUCCAAUCAGGUGCUGAAGCUGGUGCAGGACUUCCGGAACCAUCCGGGAGCGUUCUACUUCUCCGACAACUACCCGGUGGUGGUGUCGUCCGACGAUCCCUCGUUCUGGAGUGCGGCCCCACUGAGUCACGAUUUCUACGUCGCCUUCAUGGGUCUGGCCUCGGCCCAGGCCGACCUGCGCUUGCUGAAAAAGCUGGCCCUCAACUCGAUCGAGUACAGUUCGAUGAGUGCCGGGGAAAAGGUGUCCGCCUUCGAGCGAUGGACCAUCGCCUGGAAUGCUUUCGUCCGGGAAGCGCUACAGACCAUUCCAUCGCAGUACUGACCGGCCGGCCUUUGUCGAAUUAUAAAACCAGUAUUUCGUGAUGAUCACGUUUUGUGAUCGUAUUAUUGAUUCACUGCUUGCC